Molecule: messenger RNA, 885 nt
Organism: Ixodes scapularis (black-legged tick)
Lineage: Eukaryota; Metazoa; Arthropoda; Arachnida; Ixodida; Ixodidae
Product: ovalbumin-related protein Y-like
Exons: 4
Coding region: 1-885 (294 amino acids)
Molecular function (GO): serine-type endopeptidase inhibitor activity
Source: RefSeq, a predicted model, not a curated record
AUGGCCAACGUGUCUUACGUGGACAAGCAGUACCAGGUCGUGCCAGAGUACCUCUCAUUCAUCAACAAGUUUUACGAGGCGUCUCUCCGAGAGGCCCCCUUCUCGACGCACCCCCAAGCGGCGACGGCGGAGAUCAACGAGCGGAUCCAGCACCUGACAAACGCCGUGGACGUGCUCAACGGGGCCUGGGUGAACAGCAACACGCAGCUGGUGGUGGUGCAGGCGCUGCACUUCAGGGCCCUCUGGGACUUCCAGUUCGUCCGCGAGGACAACGUGAGGCGGGACUUCACCGACGUCCACGGGGACAAGCACAUGGUAGAUAUGAUGGUCACCAACGGCGUGUUCCGGUCCUGCGUCUACCCGGAGCUUGACACGGCCGCUGUGGAACUGCCCUACAAGGACGUAGGAAGCAGUCUGGUACUCCUGAAGCCCAACUCCCCGACCGGCAUCAACGCCCUCGUGAGUGGGCUCGCGCCGAUCCAUCUGGACAGGCUCCUCAAGGCGCUGCGCCACAAGGGCUCAGUGUCCCUGACCAUCCCGAGACUGCGCCUGCGCAAGACAUGCGAGAUGAGCCAGGUGCUCAAGGAACUCGGCCUCACGAGCCUCUUCAGCGACGCGACGGCACUGCUGGGCAUCGCCGCCAACAGACCCCUGUCCUGCUCCCUCCUUGUCCAGAGGGUCAGCCUCACGUUGGACGAGCGCGGCUCCGAGGCGCCCCGGCCUUCAGCCGACCUGGACGUCCUGGUGUCCUCGGCCAGCGGGGCGAUAGAGUUCACGCUGGACCGGCCUUUCGUCUUCGUGCUCCUGCACCGCGACCCCUUCGCUGUCGUCUUCAUGGGCUGCGUCAAGGAGGCUCCCGUCACCAACCCUACCAAGACCGACUAG